AUGGAAGAAGAUUUUAUGAAAUUGGAACAGGGAAACGAAACUGUUCAAGAGUAUACUGAGAAGUUUAUUGAAUACUCUCGGUUUGCUGAACAUUAUAUUUCGUCGGAAUCUAGGAAGGUGGAAAGGUAUAUUUGGGGGUUGAAACCUUCGAUCAGAGAAUUUGUAAUUGCUAUGAACCCCAUUACCUUCUCAUUAAUUGUGGAUGCGGCCGAAGUAACAGAACAAAAUAAGAAUCGGCAAUCAGAGGGUAAAGUUAUGGAGAAAAGAAGAUGGGAAGGGCCUUCAUCAAACUUUCGGGGGCCAAUAGCAGUAAAAUAUGAUAAUAGAACUGAACAAAAGGUCGGUGAGAAAUUUUGUACACAAUGCCGACAGGUUCAUCUGGGUGAAUGUAAAAUGGACCCAAGGAAAUGUUAUAAGUGUGGCGAAAUGGGCCAUUUAUCAAGGAGUUGCCCAGCCAAAUGA
This is a messenger RNA of Cynara cardunculus var. scolymus (artichoke), 462 nucleotides long. RefSeq lists its product as uncharacterized. The transcript has a single exon. Gene Ontology annotation, molecular function: nucleic acid binding; zinc ion binding. The record is from RefSeq and is a predicted model, not a curated record. Lineage: Eukaryota; Viridiplantae; Streptophyta; Magnoliopsida; Asterales; Asteraceae. The coding region runs from base 1 to 462 and encodes 153 amino acids.